Messenger RNA from Colletotrichum navitas, 518 nucleotides. RefSeq lists its product as uncharacterized. The coding region runs from base 160 to 420 and encodes 86 amino acids. The transcript has a single exon. The record is from RefSeq and is a predicted model, not a curated record. Lineage: Eukaryota; Fungi; Ascomycota; Sordariomycetes; Glomerellales; Glomerellaceae.
UAAUGAUGUCGUGUAUCUAUUGGUAUCCUGGCGAAAUGGGAGGGUGGGGCCAGGCAGGUCAUGCAAUGUGUUGGCGUUAUGGCAAAUCGGGAAUGGGUCACAUCGACCCUGAGAGAUACCAAAAACGCCUCAUGCAAGUUGGGGCAGGUGUUUUGACUGAUGAUUAGAUUUCUCUUGGUAUCGUACUGCAAUACCGCUUCCGUCCAUGGCCAUUCGACGUGGCAACCGUUAACUCAUUACUCGACACGUAACACUUUUCUCUCUCGCCCAAAAUACCAGUCGAAUGCAAAACACGCCCCUGUCUGUUGUUUCGUUCGCUGCCGACCUGAACACCGAAGCCUGAUAUGCUGUCGUGACCCCGUCUCUAACAAACGCCGGUCCGGAUUGUGGAGCCUCCCAAGGUAUCUCAUAAGACGUUGACAAAAAGUGAUACCUGCCAACUGUCAUGCUGAAGGACCUUGCCCUCGAAGAAAAGGAACAAAAAAAUAAACCCAGAUUGACACUCUCCACCACGAUUU